CGGCUUUCCUAUGUGGCGGACGUAUAAUUGGGAACAGCGAGGCUCCCCUUGUUGCUUAUUCUCCUCAUUUCUUUUCCAUCGAGAUGCCAUCCCCGAAAUCCUCAAUCUGCUACCAGUUCGCUGACACUGGUACUUGUCGCUUUGGAGAUAGCUGCAAGUUCAAGCAUACCGCUCGAUCCGUCACUAGCCCCAGAGGUGGAUCCCAUCGUAAGCGCAGCAAUGUCGUGACGAGUCGCUUCGAGGGUGCCCCUCUGGACGACUUCUUUACCCAGUACCUUUCCAAUGGCUUCGAUUACAACCCUCACAACUCCUCUCACCACGAGUAUAGGCGCCUCUGCCGCCACAUGGAAUGGGAUCGCUAUGACCCUGAGAGAGAGGAAGCGCGGGAGCAGUUCAAAGAUGCGCUCACGCAGCAAUUCAGUGUCAUGUACGGGGAGGACGAGAACGAACUUGCAGCCUGGCAAUCACUAUGCGAGGCUGUGGAGUUGGAUGGUGUCCCAGAUAAUUUGGAUGAAUGCCGCGAUGCUAUCCGGUUCACAUUUGUAAACCUCGUCGAUCUAGUCGAUACCCAAAGAACUGGCAAUUCCGUCGAACGUUUCGACUCGGAGGUAGCCCUCAGCUCGUACACGAUGGCUCAGGGGAAGUUCUUUCCCGCUGACAGUGCGUAUCAGACAGGGCUGCUUAGGUACCUUCUCCGUCACAUCUUGUCACCUGACGCCAAGUAUCGUACUAGUCGCGGCAAAAACUCAAAGGGACAAAGACGCCGUUAAAAAGUAUAAUUGUACGAUUAUGAUUUGAAUGUUAGAUCUUGAUAUUGAUGCACAAAUAACAUAAGAAUGCCAGGUUGUACUAGAGUGCUGUAUCUUCUUGGCACCACGAG
This is a messenger RNA of Coniophora puteana RWD-64-598 SS2, 880 nucleotides long. RefSeq lists its product as uncharacterized. NCBI's taxonomy places the organism in Eukaryota, Fungi, Basidiomycota, Agaricomycetes, Boletales, Coniophoraceae. Bases 84 to 770 code for a protein of 228 amino acids. Gene Ontology annotation, molecular function: metal ion binding. The record is from RefSeq and is a predicted model, not a curated record. The transcript has 3 exons.